CUGGGCUUGUGCAUGGCUUGCUGCUGGGUUAGCUUGAAUGCGGCGGUACGACGCACAAGACCGAAACGGUAGAGCUAGGGUGCCUGCCAUGAGCCAUUCCGUACACACUGGAAAGGCGCUGGGAGUGGGAGGGAGCGAUGGUCUACUCAAGGGAGCUGCACUCACGACGCUCGUCCUGCAGAACUCAGCGCUGGCGAUGGUGAUGCGCUACACGCGCGUGUCCGGCAAACAAGCCGAUAUGUACAUAUCUACCACCGCCGUAGUGAUGGCCGAGAUGGUCAAGGUCGCGGUGGCUCUCGCGAUGCAGUUUAAGACGGAGGGCUCAGUGAGUGCCGUCAUCAACAGCGUUCGAGUAAACACCGUUGGCAACCCGGUGCAGUACUUCAAGAUGGGGGUUCCCGCUCUUCUGUACACUAUUCAGAAUAACCUCGCGUACGUGGCAACGAACAGCCUGGAUGGGCCCACCUACCAGAUCAUCUGCCAGAGCAAGAUCCCCAUCACGGCCCUGUUGUCCGUCAUCAUCCUUGGAAAAUCUCUGUCCAGCAGGCAAUGGGUAUCGCUAGCAGUUCUCACGUGUGGAGUGGGUUUGGUUCAGACAUCUGGGUCCGAUUCGGCCGGCAAGGUCAGCAACGCGACAACGUCGAAUUCCUUGAUAGGGUUUGCCAGCGCGGUGAUGGUCUGCGUUUGCUCAGGCCUAGCCGGAGUGUUCUUCGAGCUCAUGAUCAAGACGGGGGGCUCGAACAACAAGGAGGGUCCCGCCGCGUCUCUGUGGAUGCGAAACAUCCAGCUCGGGUCUUUCAGUUUGUUGCUCGGCGUCCUGGCCGUGGUGGUCAACGACGGAGCGGAGGUCAUGGCUCGCGGGUUCUUCUCGGGGUACAGCCCCAUGGUGUGGCUGUGCAUUUCGUUACACUCGCUGGGGGGUCUUGCGGUGGCCAUGGUCGUCAAGUACGCGGACAACGUGGUGAAGUGCUUUGCCACGAGCAUCUCCAUCGUCCUCUCCUGCUUCCUAUCAAUCGCCUUGCUCGGCAUGAAGGUGUCGCAGGGUUUCGCCGUGGGGGCGCUGCUGGUCGUGUCGGCGACCUACGGGUACAACACCAAGCCUGCGGAGCUCAAGACGCAAGCAGGACCAGCGCACGACCACCUGAUGCCCAAAGAAAGCGUAUGACGCACGCAACACUCGAGAUACAUUUAUCAUGUGUCGAGGGCAACACCGGCCCGUACGUGUUGUCUGCGGUGUGAUUUCAACGGCUUCCUGCCGAAUUACGGAGUGGCAAACAAGCAAGCUCGUGUCUAUGGCGUGCGUGUCAAAUUACCCCUGUUUUGGUACAGUACUGAUGGUCACAGGUACUUGCAGUGUGAACAAUCUUGUCAGUGUAACCUGUUUGUUGUAGAGAGUGCGAUUGCGCCAGAGAGAGUGCAUGCGCGCGCUGCAGACCGCACCACCACUGAAGGACCCGGAAAUUGAGACUUCAGGCUCGAAAGAAAACACUGGAAAAACCUUGUCCAUGAGAACAGGUGCGCACUUAAGAAUCCUGCACCAAAAGCGCGCAAGUUUGGGUUACCCCCACAGAGCAACUAGGAACCGAGCCUUUGGGCAUGAUGAGAGGUUCUAAAGCGGUGGCGCGAUCUGUGAAAGGAAGAAGUCGGCCACAUUUGCGCGUGUUAGGGUAGAGGUGAUGCAGCGGGUGAGGCGCGGCGUCUCACUUGGUUGGUCUUGCCACUACAAUGAGUGGAGGGGACAUGUGGUGUGAGUU
Messenger RNA from Ectocarpus siliculosus, 1754 nucleotides. The record is from the annotation of a GenBank genome assembly. Lineage: Eukaryota; Phaeophyceae; Ectocarpales; Ectocarpaceae.